AUGGAUCCUAUUAAGUACAUCUUUGAAAAGCCAGCUUUUACAGGGAAGAUCUCCUGUUGGCAAAUGUUGCUCUUCGAGUUUGAUAUUGUGUUCAUGACAAGAAAGGCCAUCAAGGGCCAGGCCAUAGCCAACUACCUAGCGGACCAGUUGCUAAAUGAUCUAGAACUUUUAGAAUCCCUUUUCCCUGAUGAAGAUGUCGUGGCACUAGAGCCAGAACCAGAUAGUGUGGAGCUGUGGCGUUGGAGGCUUUAUUUUGAUGGAGCUGCCAAUUCUACCGGAAAUGGAGUGGGAGUAGUCUUAGUUUCCCCCAAGGGAAAAUGGCAAGCCCGAUACACCAAGUUGAUUCUGUAUCAGAAAUGCGUCAGCCGUUUGAUUUCGAAAUGCGUCAGCUGUUUGAUUGUAGACGCCCUGGCUACCCUAGCCAACAUGGUUAAGUUAUCAGAAGGAGAUGAUAUGUGGCAAUUGCGCAUAGAAGUCCGUGGCAUCCCAACUUAUUGCAUGAACAUCGAAGAAUGCAUGAGUGUAGAAGUCGAAGCCAACGGAAAGCCAUGGUACCAUGAUAUCAAGGCUUAUAUCAAGGAUAGUGAAUACCUGCCCAGUGCAAUAGAUAGUGAAAGGUAG
Molecule: messenger RNA, 621 nt
Organism: Quercus robur (English oak)
Lineage: Eukaryota; Viridiplantae; Streptophyta; Magnoliopsida; Fagales; Fagaceae
Exons: 2
Coding region: 1-621 (206 amino acids)
Source: RefSeq, a predicted model, not a curated record